AUGCCUUACCUAUCUUCAGGGAAUUUAUGUAAUCAGCAUCAACUGAAUGAUGAAAUUCCUCUAGAUUAUAUUUCUACAGAUAAGACAAAGUGCACAUCUAGUACACAAACAUCUGCUAAACUAUGGGAUUCACUAAUAAAAAAGCGUUUAUCCCACAGUAUAGAUUUUAUGCGUGAAAUGACUUGUCAGAGUUUAAUGAAUGCCUCUUAUUCACCAGGGAAACUGAAUAACGGAAUGCCAAGUUCAUGUCUACUUCGUAAAUAUCAAUAUCCGAAUAAAUUAUAUCGAAUUAGAAGCAGGCGGAGUAUGAAUCGAAAUGAUGACAUGAAAAAAAUACAUCGCAGUGGAAUGCCUUUACAAAAUCACAUGAAAUUAUACAGCAAGCUUAACAAGGAACCAUUUGAACUGCCUAACUCUUAUACAUAUCUAUCAAACUAUGGCAAUCUUUUAAGUGAUAGUGAUGAAUCUCUAACUGUUGAAGAUAUGAAAUAUCCUGUCCCAAUAUCAACAAUUCCUAGUCCAUAUAUACCUUGUGAUAAAGAAACACACUUUCUAAAUAUUCAUUCAGAUGACUUGUAUGCAUCAAAUGUCAAGCAAAACGGUGGCCAAUUCAAUUCACCUUGCGCUUUGAAAGUCGAUGAAUUAGGGAGAAGUAUACCAAGAGUUACAUCAGAUGAAUUAAUCAUCAUACAGUGUGAUAAGUUAGCUGAAAACCUUUCUGUAAAUUGUAUGUGUAAUCGAAGUGAAUCGCCUAAUUCUUUAUGUGUUUCGCAGGGGAAUUUUACAAGCCUACACGACAAUCUUAAAACGAAUUGUCACAGGAGCAGUACAAAGUUAAAUGAAGCCAGUACCUUUCAUAAGAAUGGCAAAAUACAACCGAGUUUAUAUGAAGGUGAAAAAGACAGAAACUGUAGUAAAAUUCUACAAAAACAUCAAUUGAAACCAGUCAAAAACACAUCGACUAAAAGGACUCCUUUGACAAAAUCACCGACGGAUGCAUUUCAGCGUAGUGAGUUAACGAACGUUCAUACAUAUGAUGCUUACGUGAAAUGUAAAUCGUCCACUGAACUGAAGAAACAAGAGAAAAUGGGUGCGAAAAAGUGUUCAGCGUCUAAAAAUUUAAUUCAUCCAUCAUCUACACCAUCCCAUCAUCAUUAUCACUCCUUAGCGUGUCAACCGAAGCGAUCGAAUUCCAAGUACUCACAUCAUGCAGACAAACAAAAACAGCAUAGAAAUAUACAAAAGAAAUCAAGUAACACUAGGUCUGUUAGUAAGCGUGAUUCACGAAGCCUAAAUAGGCAUCAGCGACUAUCCUCCUCUCAUGAACAUCGUGUUUGUUUAAGUCAAAAUAAAAAGCGACAUCAUUCAUUACCACCUGUGGAACAGAAAAGAUAUAACACUGCCUUUCUAACAAAGAAACAAAUUCUUGAAGCAAGUAUCUCUCCAGACGUCUAUGUAAUGCUUGCAGCAGAAAAUCGUUACUCCCUUAUAAGUCAUUAUAUUCAACACAGUCAGGAAUAUAUAUCGGAUUUACCCGCUGUUUCUUCUGUAUUCCUUCCAUUAAUUAAUCGUAAUUAUCCUCCUACUACUACUAGUAAUAACCUUCAUCAUCAUUUAAAUAAACCGCUUGAAUUAAAACAAGGCUGUGUUCAAUAUUCAUUUGAACAACCAACCAAUAUUGAUUCAUUUGACAAUGAUGAUAUCUCUAUACUUAUAUUACCAAUAAUCAUAGUGAAAUAUAGUUUGCAGACAUUUAUGUUUCAAUCAAUUGAAAAUAUUCAAAUUCUUGAUGCCUCAGUCGACAUUAAUCAACUAUAUUCGCGUUGUAUGCCAGUAAUACCGUUUAUCAGGAAACGAUUGACCACCUCGGUCAACAGUUUGCUGCUUAGUCAUUAUCAACAACCAAUCAGAAGCUUAGUUUAUUAUUCUCCAGUGAAUUAUAAACUCAGGGAUAACUGGACCGGUGAUAGAAAUGCUUUACACUGUAAUCUGAGUGAAUUAAUUCAAUCCAAUCUUAUUUGGAUAAUGCUUCGAUGUGAAAAAGUCAUUAAUCAAUCGCAUAUGUAUCAACUUAUAACUUCUAUGUGCCUGAAUAAUUCGUAUCUAAUGCAAAUACCAAUUGAGUGUUUAGACCAUUACCAAAAUGUUAGUGAUAUUGAAAAAUUGGACUCAGAUAUCUUAUCUGAAGGCAUAAAAGAGCAUGAAGGUGACAAUACUCCCCCUCCUUCUCCUCCUCCUGCUCCUUCGACUAUGACCAGUACUACUCUAGCCCCAAGAACAGUAUUAGAGCAUCAUUCAUACGGAUUGUCUUCAUCAGCAUCAGCAUCAUCGUGUAGCAGAGUACACACGCUGCGUCAUAAAAAUCCAGCCUCAUUUUGUACAAAAAUAGCAAAUUUUCUAUUUUGUUAUAGUGGGAAUUUCUCUUCAGGAUCGUCUAUAUCUUAUACAUAUUAUAAUAGUGAUCUUUCAUUAUAUGAUUCUGAUGAUUUCCUAAAUAAUUCAAAAAGUGAUUUUAUCUACUUAUUAGUUAAUGAGUAG
This is a messenger RNA of Trichobilharzia szidati, 2538 nucleotides long. Lineage: Eukaryota; Metazoa; Platyhelminthes; Trematoda; Strigeidida; Schistosomatidae. The record is from the annotation of a GenBank genome assembly.